AUGUUAAAAACAAGUAAAUUCAAGAUGAGACGAAUUGAUCGAAUUUUGUUUAGUGCCUUAAGACGAGAGGUUUACGAAAAGCCUGAGUUAUCAGAUGAUGGAAAUAUACCAAAGGCUCCUUUAGUAUUUGAAGCAGAUGCGCCCAUGAACAUCAACUGCGAAGAUAACGGAUUUCCAGAUACUAGUAAUCUUUUGUGCUCUCCAGCGCCUCUGGCUGUAAUUACACAUAAUGCAAUCAUGGGAUCAGGUAGUAAACCAGAUAUGGAGUCUCCAGCUGCUCCUGUGUACUCUCUACUGACUCCGCUUGUGACUGCGAGAAAAGCCUGA
Parnassius mnemosyne (clouded apollo) is the source of this 327-nucleotide messenger RNA. The record is from the annotation of a GenBank genome assembly. NCBI's taxonomy places the organism in Eukaryota, Metazoa, Arthropoda, Insecta, Lepidoptera, Papilionidae.